AUGGGUUCUGCAGUUGAAAAUGUCCUUACCUUAGACACUCUCAAUCCUAAUGUCAUUGAACUCCAAUAUGCUGUGAGAGGUCCAAUAGUCAUUAGAGCUACACAGAUUGAAGACGAAUUGUUAGCCGGAGAGAAAAAGCCUUUUCCCAAGGUGGUCAAAGCCAAUAUAGGUGAUUGUCAUGCAACAGGACAAAAACCUAUUACAUUUAUUCGCCAAGUUCUUGCCCUAUGCACCUACCCUGAAUUGUUGAAGAGCAAUGAUUUUCCCGCUGAUACUAAGGAAAAGGCAAAGAGGUUGCUUGAUGGCUGUAAAGGUCACAGCCUAGGAUCCUACUCUGAUAGCUGCGGGCUUAAUGUCAUUAGAAAAGAUGUUGCGGCCUUUAUCGAAGAAAGGGAUGGCCAUCCCUCUGAUUUCAAUGAUAUUGUUUUGAGCACCGGUGCCAGCGAUGCAAUCAAGUCUGUGAUGACCCUGCUGCUCACAGCCAAAGAUGGUGUCAACAAAGCUGGGUUCAUGAUUCCCAUUCCCCAGUACCCACUUUAUUCUGCAGCUAUUUCUGAGUUUGGUGCUCACCCUAUUCCUUACUACCUCAAUGAGAAGGCCAGUUGGUCUCUAGACGUGAGUGAGUUGGAGCGGGCUAUUGCUGCAGCCAGGCCAGUUUGCAAGCCCAGAGCCAUCGUCAUCAUCAACCCUGGUAACCCUACAGGUGCUGUCCUCACCAAAGAGAAUAUUCAGAAGAUAAUUAAGUUUGCCAAGAAAGAGAAGCUGUUCCUGCUAGCUGAUGAGGUUUUCCAACAUAAUGUGUAUGCUGCAGGAGCCAAGUUUUAUUCCUUUAAGCAAGUCCUGAUGGAGCUUGGAUCACCAUACAAUAAGAUGGAACUGGCCUCUUUCAUGUCUGCAUCCAAGGGGUACAUGGGAGAAUGUGGUUACAGAGGAGGCUAUGCAGAGGUAAUGCACUUUUCUGUAAUCCAUUUUAGUUUUUUACUAAGUAAUUUUACAUUUCUUCUCUUAUUCAUAUAGAGAGAGGGGAAAACUAAAAUUUGGUUAAUUUAUUCGAUAAUUCCAUGAAUUAUCUCUUUCCAUCGGAUUAUUUUAAAGGGUUUCUCAAGCUAUUAUAUUCAUUACAAUUAUUUACUGUGUCGGGUUGAUCCUGUAUUUAAGUAUAUGCCAAAACUUGCCAAGUGUACUUGUUUUGAUAGCAAUUUUAAUGUUUUAGCUACUGUUUUUCUAGUCAUUUUUCACAUAGUAGUUACUAUUCUAGUGUCUCUGGUUUUUCAUUUUUAUUUGCUUUAGCAGUUUAAAUAGUUUACAUAUUUUUAAUUAUUGUAAAGUGCUUAGAGCUGUAAGGUAAGCGCUAUAAAAAAAUGCCUAAAUAAUAAUAAUUAUAUCUUUGACACAAAUAUCAUCUGUGUUUAGUUUAUUCAUGUCUAACUGAUGUAUGUGUUGACGCAUGUGUUGCUUAACUUGGUAAAGUAACACGUUAGAGGGGGGAGGGAUUUAAAUAUAUGCAUUAAAAAUAAACAUUUUAUUUUCAGGUAAUAAAUCUUUUGCCAGAAGUUAGGGCAGAGUAUUACAAAAGUAUAUCUGCCAAACUGUGCCCCCCAGUAUCAGGGCAGGUAGUAGUGGAUUGCGUUGUAAGCCCUCCUAAAUUUGGUUAGUGGAAAACACUAAGAACCAUUGUUUGUGGUAUGUGUCUUCUGUAAACAAGAUUUGCGAUGUAGUAAUAGACUUCAUAUACAAGGUUUUAAAUUUCAUAAAUAUAUCAUGUUUGUGAAGUUAAUCUAGAAAUUAUCUGAGUUUAUUUAACUUUUGCGAAGUUAAAGAUGUUCUUCUUUUUUGUAAUUGCCAUUCUCUGACAUCCCUAAAUAUUGUAUAGCUGCUUUAUCCCCUGUUGAUUUAGCCAUUAUGAUUUUUGCAUGAGAUUAAGAAUAUUUGUUUUUAAAUAAACAUUUUUAGGUGACCCAUCUUAUGAGCUUUUCUAUGAGGAGAAAAACUUUGUCCUAGCCAAGUUAAAGGAGAAUUCUGAACUCAUCACAAAGUUUUUUAAUUCCAUUGAGGGGAUUACUUGCAAUGAGGUAUACCAAUGCUAAGAAAUAAUUCUAAAAAUUUUGCUAUUCUACCAAUUUAAAAAUAGAUGUAUUGACUUAUUGAGGCAUGGAAAAGUAUUAAAAAUAAUUUGAGUUUUCAUGAAAUGACAGAUAUAAAUCUAAUUCAAACACAUGCUCUUCAAUUUAACCAAAUGAUGGUACAAUUUAAGGCUAGUUAAAUGAACUAUUAAUUAAUUUUAGCAAAGCAAGAGUCUUAUUUCUGGGCCUCUGUAAUCUGCAGUGUCCUAACUGUGGGGUACUAGUCAAUCUGUUACAAAUAGCUCAUUAGCACAUUUCAGCAAUGAAGGGAAAAUUCAGUCCCAUUGUGCAUAUUUUACAAAUUCACUUAAUAUCAUUGAGUAUUAAAACUAUUUCAUACAUAUUUAUUUUCCAGGUCAUGGGUUCUAUGUAUGCCUUCCCUCGUAUCUAUUUACCUGAGAAAGCCAUCCAAGCCGCCAAAGCUGCUGGCCAAAGUCCAGAUGCCUUCUACUGCUUUGCCCUCCUUGAAAAGACUGGAAUAUGCACUGUACCUGGAAGUGGCUUCAGGGAAGAGGAGGGAACCUAUCACUUUAGAACUACAAUUUUGCCACCGGUAAAUGUUUCCUCAUUUUUAGUUAAUUUUUUACAUGACCUAUAACAAGACACAGGAACAGGUGUAAUUAUCUACUACUGACCUCCAUCUCGAUAUUUUUAAAAAAGCAAUUAAAAUACAAUAGCUCCUCUUAUUUGAUAAGAUCUCUGUAAGUCUUAAAUGUGAUCUUCAUUUUAAACUCUAAUAAUUGUUUUUUUACACAAAUCAGACAAAAAAUCAUAUCUUAUAAAGAACCAUUUUGACACAAAUGGAAUCCAAAAUGUCUAUAAAAUGUUGUUCAAUUUUUAUUCAGAGCCCAAGUAAAAAAAACAUAGAUGACCUAAAUUGAAUCUAAAAAGUGAAUAAUUUAAAUUUAAAAUCAACAGGUGGCAAAUAAAACUGACUAACAUUUAAAUCUUUUUGCUUAAGUGGUGCUGAUAUAUCUGAUUACAAAGUGAGUUCGCAGCAAUGUUUCUGCUGAGUCUUAUGUCUUCCUUUUUUAAGUCUACCACGGAUCCUAAUUUUGUUAUGAAAUUUUCUUUUUCUGGUGGAUCAAACUUAGGAUUUAUUAGGCAUGUUUUAAUAAUUUAUUUAUUGAUGUAAAUAAUAGGCAGAGUGUUUUAAAAUGAAGUUGAAAUUAUGUGUCAUCAAUCACUUUCCUUGAUUGACAAUUUUUAAAUAAUAAUUUUUUUUUUAAAUGUAAAUGUAUUUUAUUUCAUACCCCUCCCAUUAAUUUUACCAUUAAUUAUUAGUCGGCCAUUUUAGCUUACACUUGCCUUGACAGGUUGAAGAAUUGAAGGCAGUUUUGGCCAAAUUCAAGGACUUCCAUCUUAACUUUCUCGCCAAAUACAAGUAA
Lymnaea stagnalis (great pond snail) is the source of this 3511-nucleotide messenger RNA. NCBI's taxonomy places the organism in Eukaryota, Metazoa, Mollusca, Gastropoda, Lymnaeidae. The record is from the annotation of a GenBank genome assembly.